AUGCCUUUCAACACUUAUCUUCUCAGAGGUCUGGUAUGCCUCGCCCUUCUGCAGGCACUACUGCAGGUAUCUGCAGUUCCCCUGGGGGGAUCCCGUUUUUUCGGCGCUGCCAAGCUGCCCGAAACUGCCGCAGACGGUGCUGCUGCCCCCGCCGCAGCGACGGAGGACAAGUGGUACAACAGCAAACCUCUGCUUGCUUCCUACCGCCGCAUCACCUCUUGGCGCAGCAGCUCACGUGCGCCCGAUAGGGAACUGGAGUCCGUGGGAACCACGGCAAUCAAGACUCCUGGGGGGAGUUCGAGCGAGCCUGCAGUGAAGUGGUGGCAGAAGAGACCGAAGCAGCCUCUUGCACCUGGUGUAGCCCACAAGACUCUGCCUGGCGCGACGCUCUCCCACACGGCUUCCGGUAGACAGCAAGUUCUCGUCCACCCAGGCCACGAUCCGUCUUAUACUCAGUACGACGAUGUGGAUGUGCCAAAACUGAAAGUCAAAGACAAUGCUACCGGAAAGUGGUCGCUUUCGGAAUCCAUGGAGCGCAAGCCCACCGUCAUGUGGUCACCUCCAAACUAUCACGUCGACUAUAAGCCCGCGAGCCCAUACUUUGGAACUGAACGCGAGAGAAAGUUCCCUCUGCCAGAGCUGCGUUACUACCAACCAAAGCGCCCUUUCGAUGCUGGAGAACAGUCGAUCGCUUCUGCGCAUGUCCCCAGCAGCACCAACAUUGGCAAGGACAAGCACAAAGCUUUCGACAUGGACGAGCACCACGACUUUGACGCGCAUCAAGGCAACUCGUCACCUCGUGUAGUAGACACGAGAGGCAGCCUCUCAACAAGACCCGCUACAUCAGAAGAUCACGCGGCUCCACUGCUUGAGAAAGACGAGGAAAAGUUCGUGGGAGGCUAUCACCGCUACCACAGUGGAAGCACGCUCGGCGUAAAGCCUGGCACGUCGAUGGUCACUUCGAACCUCCUGCCUGGUCAUCCCGACACCGUACUGCCUGGCGCUAGCCUGUCGAGGACAGCUUCAGGCUCGCGUCAAAUUUUGCUGCAUCCAAAUCACCACAUCGAGAUGGAGGUGGAUGCCGCGAAGCAGCAGCUCCACAUUGUAGCUAAAGCGCAUCCUGGGGCAACGACGGGCGAGCUCUUGAGAGCCAAAGAGGGCCCAGUCAGCACGAAAAGCUUACCUUAUGAUCCUCACUCGCCGGAAUCCGAGCUCAAGCAAAGGACACGCAUCUGGGUGCCUUUGCGCAACAUUGAAUGGCCUUCCUUUAAUCCUGCUACACGAAUCAAUCAGCACGGACAAAGGGAAUUAGUCGAGUACAGAAGAUCCGACGUCAGAUUUUACGAUAGCCAUCCUGGUGACGAUUCGCUCGCGUGGUCGAAGAGUCUUGCUCACAUUCCUGCUAACUCCCUUAUCGGGAGGACCUUCAAACUGCCCGCCUCUCGCGUUCACCUUCAGGGGUCGGGGCAAAGCCACUCGCCAGUGCGAUUCACAUCUGAAUCGAACUCGCCGGCGCGUAUGGAUCGACGCAUGUCACCUGGCGAGCCUUCCACUUUAAAGAGACUGACCCGAUUGUUCGCUGGUAUAGGCAAAGAGGCCACAAAUGAUUCAGUGAUUCAGCCUCUCAUAAAGCCUGAGGAGGUCGUUUCUCAUCAGCGCCAGGUGCACGGUCCUUCUCUGGGGGCGAAUCCCAAGGCGGAAGUGGGCGCUAUAAGGAUUCCUGCAGGCACACCCGAGUCUGUGAUUCCUGGUGCAACGCUAUCGCGUACAUUCUCGGGCAAGGCGCAAGUGCUCUUGCAUCCAGGCCAUGAUCUGACGAUCCAUAGCCAUAGCUGGGAGGACAGGAUGGAGCUGCAUUCCGCAAAAGGCACUUCGAAGCGUGUUGCGCUUCAAGGCUUUGUGCCAGACUCGGAGGGACGGCGAGCUCGCAUUUGGGCGGCGCCUGAAGGGGUGGUCAUCAUGCAUCAUUCCAACAAAUUCCCGGUCGCCUUGGUACAGCAUGAUUUGCGACACUAUAGACUGACGGAGCCGACGGACAUGGGCAGGCUGAGCAGAACGCUGGCUCAGCUUGAUCACAAGAUGGGCAAAAGUAGAAAGGAACCGUAUGUUGUGCAGGGUCAAGAGCAGGCCCAAGACGCGUUUCAGGAAGCAGCACAUCAGCGGUCAAUCGACGAUCACGUCAAGACGAGCGGGACGACUCUCCACGGCCAGUCCAGCGCAAGAGUCGAACAGCUUCGCGUAGCCGGGACCCCCGAGUCGAGCGUGCACGGCGCGACUAUUGCUCGAUCAUUGUCCGGCACGAGGCAAGUCUUGCUGCAUCCAAAGCACGACUUUGACGUGUUCGUCGAUGAAAAAGAUGCGCUGCACCUGGAAUCGAAGUCGGACAAGGACGCAAGGAUGAAGGUGUCACCCAUUGAAAGCUCUGACAACAUCAGACAUCCCACCCGACUUUGGGCGCCAUCAACGCGAGUCGGCCAGGCCACACUCCGAAGAGCUAAAGGUGGUGUGCAGACUCCAGAUAUUCGAUACUACAACGAUGAGAAGGCUGCGAACAUGUCGGAAUUGAGCAAAGAGCUGGCUCAGGUCGGACACUAUUCAGCGAUCGGCAAGGGGAGCCGUUCGCCUUACGAGCCCCGCGUGCCGACCAUGGGACGCACGCAGCGCACGCAUGAAGACGCUCGACGAAAAAAGUAAUUGAACUCCAUCCUUGCCAUCACCAAUGGGCCACGCUGCAGGAGCGACUCGUGACUGGGACUUUUGGCGAGGGACGUCGUGUUGCUAUAUAGCUCGGCGUACGAGACGUCACUGCGGACCACUUGCGAGGUCUUUUGCGGCUUUGUCUUGACCCGAUGCUGCGCUCAGAGACGUGAUUCAAGCGUUCGACGUGAAUCGCAGCCUGCCUGCCUGCCUGCCUUCCACCUGGUCAAUGAGUGGAGGAGUGUAACAUGCACCUUGAUUGACUCGUGACUCGACUGUAUGCCGCGCACAAUCCUCUUGCAAGAGCAUGCAGAACAGAGAUUGUGCAUGCUGGGCGACAUCAGGGCGGCGUGGAUGGGUGUGUGAGA
This is a messenger RNA of Ceraceosorus guamensis, 3065 nucleotides long. RefSeq lists its product as hypothetical. The coding region runs from base 1 to 2694 and encodes 897 amino acids. NCBI's taxonomy places the organism in Eukaryota, Fungi, Basidiomycota, Exobasidiomycetes, Ceraceosorales, Ceraceosoraceae. The record is from RefSeq and is a predicted model, not a curated record. The transcript is spliced from 5 exons.